Ogataea angusta is the source of this 1038-nucleotide messenger RNA. RefSeq lists its product as uncharacterized. The record is from RefSeq and is a predicted model, not a curated record. Bases 1 to 1038 code for a protein of 345 amino acids. NCBI's taxonomy places the organism in Eukaryota, Fungi, Ascomycota, Pichiomycetes, Pichiales, Pichiaceae. The transcript has a single exon.
AUGUGCAGUACACCGAAAGAGUGCCAUGAUUUUGUGAGAAAAAAAGAGACUUCCUUCGAACUCGAAUUUCAGAUUGUAAAGCAGAAGUUUCGUGACGUCAAAUUGUUAGGAGCUUCAACUGGUACUAAACAAUGUCAUAUUAUCGAACAGCGCAGUUGCCACAACUUAAAGGCCUUUUUAGGUACUCCAAUCAAAUGUGUGAUAUACUUGUGCCUGCUCUUACUAUUUAUAGGCCCCGUGAGCGCGCUUCGAUUCGGAGUCUGUAUUCAACCCAGCGCAGGAAACGCCAUAGAUAUAUUCAAAACCGUCAACGAUUACCAAUCGCGCAUUAAUACAAUGAACAAGCUGAACAAAAAAGAAAGGCAGAUUUUAAUGGAGCAAUUCGAAACUGCCGUUACCACCUACAUAUCCUGCAAUACCUGCCUGCGGUAUCAUUUGAGAGAUCAUCUUGAGGUAGAUACGGAAAACAUCAAACCAUUCGAAAUGAACAACAUCCUGAUCUCAUUAGACAUACAUAUCAAUGAACCCAUUGAUGCUAAACUCCAGCAGCUCAACCUAAAUGUCAUUGAUCGACACGGAAACACAUUAAGACGCAAGAAUAACCUGCAAGAGCAAAACGUACAGAUGGUGGUUGACUUCCCUCUUUAUGAUCACGGGAAUGAUUACACACUAGAAUAUCUGGAUCUUUGUUUUGAGAAUAUCAAAAUUGAUCAAUCAUGGAAAUCGGCCCCCAAAGUCAUUGAAGCUUAUAUCACAGUCAAGUUUGGAGUACCGGAAAUAUUAAAAACAUAUGAAGAGAACUCAAAAGAGCUGCUGACUGUCAAGUCAAAGCUCUUCAAAGUAGAAAACGAAGUGGAUCAGAUACUCACACAAAUCAGACAAAUGCUGUCAGAUGAAAGUAAGUUAAGAAACGUGAAUGAAGCAAUUUUGAGCAACUUCUCAUUGUUUGGUAUUCUCAUAGUAUUCAUUCUCAUACUCUCCGGAGCAAUGCAGCUAUGGUGGCUCAUCAACUGUAUGAAGCAGAAUAAUCUUUUGUGA